Messenger RNA from Bactrocera dorsalis (oriental fruit fly), 8307 nucleotides. RefSeq names its product ELAV-like protein 2 (gene fne). The coding region runs from base 4332 to 5450 and encodes 372 amino acids. NCBI's taxonomy places the organism in Eukaryota, Metazoa, Arthropoda, Insecta, Diptera, Tephritidae. The record is from RefSeq and is a predicted model, not a curated record. The transcript has 8 exons. Gene Ontology annotation, molecular function: RNA binding. Gene Ontology annotation, cellular component: ribonucleoprotein complex.
CAGUACGAGUACGAGUGCGGUCUUCGACGUAUCCAAAAGCAAACGCGGCUCUUUUUUAAGCGCGUUUUGUAUUAUUCUACUCAUAUAAUUUAUAAUUUGCGUCGCUAUAUGAUUUCUCCUUGUUUCGUAGAACAACAACAACAAACAAACAAACAAGAAUAACGGUAAACAACAGCCAGCAAAGGUUACUGAAACGACAGCAGCAGCAGCAGCAAGCGCAGCAGCCGGUGCAGCCAAGUGAAUCGUAUAAGCAAUUCUUCUAUUGUCGGCAAGAUUUUCAUUUUGCGCAAAAAUUUCAAGUAUUCCAAAAAAAUUCAAAAUCCAAUAGCCGGUGGCUGAACGGCAUACCACGAUCAGGAUCAGGCGGGUGUGUGCAAAACAGUAAGCAAACCAACAACAAUCGUUAGUUUGAAGCAACAUUACGUUUCAGCGUCGCAGCAGCCACACUUCCAAGUUGUCAAAAUCAUUCAUGCAAUCUUCACAAUUCUUCAAGUUUUGAGUCAUUACAAACAAAAGCUCCAAACUUAAUUUGGCAACUUUUCAAAGUUUUUUGGAAAAAUUUGUUGCGCUUUAACGGCAUCUCAGUUGGCCUUCCACCAUUGCAUGCAUAUCUCGGCUGAAACGCCGAAAUUUUUCAAAACAACAACAGCAACACAGCGUCAGUAUUGAAGCAUCAAUAAAGCGUAAUUCGCGUAAAGCCAUCUGAGGAUUCCAGCGGGAAGAUUUCAUCGUCGAACAGCUGUUCAGCUUACACUUUUGCCAACAACGGCUUUAAACAGGCUGCUUGAGUAUACGAUCCACUGAGCUAUCAACAGCAAAAAGCUAAAGAGCAAACGAAAGAGAAAAAAGCAAUCAUUAAGCGCAAGUGAUAUAUCUACGAAUAUCAAAACAAUCAUAAAGCAAAUGAACAAUUCGUGAACAUUUUUGCACAAAUACUUUUAAAAAGGCAUUACCAAUCGAUACAUUUUCAUAUAUAUCGAUAAUUAAACAUUUCAAAAUAUUUUACGAUAUUUUCCUAGAAGUCAAACAUCUUCGGUUGUUCUUAUAUGAUUUCUCGUAACAGCCAAGCGUCAAGCGAAUAAAAAGCACUGACAUUAAAAGUGAGCAUUCCGAAUACAUACGCGAGCAAGAGCGAAAAGAGAGAGUGCACAAAGGCGAGAGUUUAUAAAGGUUACAACAAAAUAGCGACCGCGUUUCCUAGUUGUGAAUUCAAAGUGAUUUAAAUUUAUAGAAAAAGCGAAGCGAAAAUUAAAAAAAUAUAUAUUAUUUGUUCGCCAAAAGACAAAGCGCACCAGCGAAAGCUCAAUAAAAAGCUGCCAAGCUUAAAAGCUAUAGAGUGAUUUGCGCCCAUAAAAUAAGAGUGAAAUUAUAACGGCAGUCAUUAUCAACGCAAUAGAAAAGCAAUUUAGUACGGUAUCAUUAAAACAGUAACAAUAAGAACAACAACAAAAAAAAUUAAAAUAAUUUAAAAAUAAAAACAUUUACAUAGCAAAUAUACUACUAUCACUACUACUACUACUACUACUACUCUACUACUAUUUCUACUACCAAAAGCAAGCAAGCUUGCGUGCCGCCCGUAAAUAGUCGGUGCAGGCGCAGCGUUGCAUUUCAAGCGCAAGCUAUACACGAACUGACCACGUACAGUGUUUGCAGUAUUAUUACGUAAAUAUUAAAAUACCAGAAAGUAAUUAAUAAUAAAUAAUAAAAAUUUGUAACGAUUUUUUCGGUGUUUGUGUAUGUUUGUACUUUUCAUAGCGCCUAAAAAUAUACUACAGUACAUAGCAUAUUUGAACAUUAAAGAAUUUAUUCCACGAAAAGUACGCAACGAAAGCGUUGAAUGUCUCGUAAGUCAAAUAGGUGUACAAGUUUUCUAUAAAAAAUACAAAAAAUAUUACAAAAACAAAAGGGAAAAUCAUUGUAUGGAUGUCUAAGAUUUUAAUGGCAUAAAAACGGAACUGAUUUUAUAUAUACAUAUAUAUAUGUAAUAACAGUUAUACUAGAAAAAAGACUAAAAUAUAUAAACGAAUACUAGAAAAUUAAAAAAAGAAACCAUAUUUUAAACACCAAAAGUGUUGUAAACAAGAUUUUAGACGAAAGUGAAAACUUUUCGAAAACAAGCGUACUUCCAACGACUACAAAAGACGACGAAUACAGCCACGUUAUUACUGUGUGUGAGUGCGCGCAAAUAAAUCGGUUAACAUUAGCAGCUUAAAAAGGCCAAAUUUAAACUUUUUAAACGAAUAAUAUUUACAAAAAGAAGUCGUCGUGUAACGCAAACCGCCAAUGCGACAAGUGAUUAUCGCACAUUAAAUAGCAAGAAGUGAUUUCAGCGUAUGAGUGAACAUUUUUAAUGAUUUAAAAUAUUUUAAACUUUUUCAAAAAUUACGUCAAAUUUACGCCAACAAGUAAUUGACUGCAACAAGUACGUAAAUAGACGAAAAUAAUAUUUUUAAAAUAUAUGCUUUAAGCUUACUAAAAACCUAAAUGAAAAUUGCAUGCAAACACGGAAAAUAAACUUACAGUGAAAAUUGGCAACAUAGCAAGUGGUGUGCAAGCACGCUAUACAAAAACGGCAACAGUGUGUAUAGAAACUUUUGAGAGGAGCCGAGGAGUAAGCUAAUUAAAGCAAGCGAGUUUGUUGUGUGAAAAUUGGCAACGUAGGGAGAGAGAGAGAGUGGUGAGCAAAAUUGCAACUGAACAGCCUGUAAAGUGAUUUUAUAUACCAACUAUACAAAUAAAUGAACUUAUUUACUAAUAAAUAGCAACACAACAAAACAACUGAAGCAAAGCAGCAAAAGUGCAGCAAUCGACGUGAAAAAAAUAUUGGGAUUGAUUAUUUCAACGUGAGCGCAAUCGUGCAGUUGUCAAAAAGGGAGUAGAAACUCUGUGAGUUAGCAAAAUCAAGAGAGCGGCGAAGUAAAUCGAGAUCCAAGAGAAUCUUGCAAAUCUACACCACCAAAUAAAACCAACUAUACUAAACUAAAGAGAAUAGUAGCAGAGCAAAACAAAUAUCCAUAAAAAGGAGCUAACGAAUAAUCAUAUUAAAUUUAUACAAAAGAGAAUAUAAAACCAACAGUUUAUAACAACAACAAUAUAUAUAUAUAUAUCUAUAUAUAAAUAUAAAAACGUGACAUACAAAUACCAAUGUUCCAUAAAGCACCAGCAGAUCAAGAGAGCAACAGCACCAACAGCAGCAGCAGCAGCAGUUAAGAGAGAAAAAGAGAGAGUAAAGCGAGAACUUAAUACAACAUAAAAGCAAAUUUUUAAAUAAAAUCUUAGUGAGCGGAGAAUAUAAAUUAUAUAAAAAUAUAAAUAUUGCUGUCUUUUUGCAUUUUUGCAAUUUUAUAAAAAACAAAAACAAAUAAUAAAAAAGCAAAUAUUAUAAUAUAUAUAUAUAUAUAUAUACUUACAAAGGCGAAUCAAUACACGAACAAUCCUUUGAGAAGCAGAGAUACACACUUAACGAACAUAAAGAAUCAUUAGCAAAAUUUACUCUUUUAACUUAAACAACAACAACUAACUAAAGAAAAACCAAAAAGAAAAAAUCAUUGAAAAAUCAAUUUUACUAAAAAGAAAAAUUUUAGCGAAAGAAACUCAUAAACACACAUACAAAGAAACGCGCGUAAAACGAUCGUAGUUGAUCUAAAACCCAUACACCAAGCAGCAACGCAGAGCGAAAGCUACCAAAAACGCACGAAAGCUCAAAGUGGCCACAAGCGAAAGCUCCACGCCAACAACACAGUGUAAAGUCUUCUAGUCAAAAACAAAAAAAAAAAAAAACAAGCAAAAAAGUAAAUAAAUAAGCAAAGCUAAAACUAUUUGCAAUUUGUGUAAAGAUAAUUUUUAGCGAAAGCUUACUUAAACUAACUUACAUACUUACUUACUUACUUACAUACUUAAUUUCCAACGGGACUUGUGCAAAGCGCAAUCAAAGCUCUUAUAAAAGAAAUAUUUAAAUUAAAUUAAAUUAAAUUUAAGCGACAUUUAAACAAGCAGUGAGACUAAUUACUAAGCAACAACAAAUCAUUCAUACAAAUAAAGCAACAAAGCGCUAAGCAAACAGUACAGUUAGAUAGCCAGGCGAACGCAAGUGCAUAGUUCGAAAGCGAGAAAGUGCGUGUGUAGGCAGAUCAUAGAUCGUGCGCUAACAGCAAGGAAGUUAAACGAGUAAGAGAGAGAGAGAGCACGCGUUCGAGCGCACACAACCGUUGAGAGCGAACUUCAAAAUUACGCCCCAAAAGCAAGCAAGCGCCGCAACAACAGCAGCAGCAGCAGCAACAACAACAGCCGUUAAUAAAAAGCAAACGCCACAAGCAAGCACCGGCAAGAAAAUGACCAACGCCAUGGAUAUCGUGAAGAAUGGCAGCGCCAAUGGCUCCGUCGAUGGCAGCUCGGAUGAGUCGCGCACCAACUUGAUUGUGAACUAUUUGCCACAGACAAUGACGCAAGAGGAGAUGCGUUCGCUCUUCUCGAGCAUUGGCGAAUUGGAGAGUUGCAAGCUUGUGCGCGACAAAGCCUCAGGUAAUUUGGUGUUGCCAGCUUCGUUGACCGCACUCAAUCCGGCAUUGCAGCAAGUCGGCCAAAGCUUGGGCUACGGUUUUGUUAACUAUGUACGCGCCGAGGAUGCUGAGAAGGCCGUCAAUACAUUGAAUGGCUUGCGUUUGCAGAAUAAAGUGAUUAAAGUAUCAUACGCCCGUCCAAGUUCGGAAUCAAUAAAGGGUGCUAAUUUGUAUGUAUCGGGUCUUCCCAAAAAUCUAUCACAACCAGACUUGGAGGCACUAUUCGCAUCAUAUGGCAAGAUAAUUACAUCUCGUAUACUCUGUGAUAAUAUUUCUGGUCUAUCGAAAGGUGUCGGUUUUAUACGUUUCGACCAACGCAACGAAGCCGAGCGCGCUAUACAGGAAUUAAAUGGUAAAACGCCCAAAGGUUACACCGAACCAAUAACUGUUAAAUUUGCCAAUAAUCCCAGCAAUAGCGCCAAAGCUCAACUCCCACCACCAUUGGCCGCUUAUCUGACACCACAAGCGGCUGCCGCAACGCGUCGUCUCGCUGGCGCACUGCCAUCGGCUGGACGUAUAAGCAUUGGAAAAAGCCCGAUGUUAGCCAUUAACAAGGGUUUACAAAGAUACUCACCAUUGGCUGGUGAUCUCUUGGCCAAUUCCAUUUUGCCCGGCAAUGCAAUGACCGGCUCCGGCUGGUGCAUAUUCGUUUACAACCUCGCACCCGAAACGGAGGAGAAUGUCUUGUGGCAGCUGUUCGGCCCAUUCGGUGCCGUCCAAUCGGUCAAGGUUAUACGUGAUUUACAGACGAGCAAAUGCAAGGGUUUCGGCUUCGUGACCAUGACGAAUUACGACGAAGCGGUUGUGGCAAUACAAUCACUCAACGGUUAUACACUCGGCAACAGGGUGUUGCAAGUUAGCUUUAAGACAAAUAAAACCAAAACCGCUUAAGUGAGCUUGAGUGGUGUUAAGAAGAAGAAGCAAAACAACAGCAACUAUAAGAAAAACAGCAAGAAUGUGAAGGAAAAUGAAAGAGAAGGCAAAACGGCGGUAGUGAAAGAGAACGGGAGCGCAAGCGCAAGCAAAGUGUUGAUGAAAGAGAAAUAGAGCGUAAGCGCAAGCAAAGCUUUUGUUGACGCGCGCGCUUACGUGAGCGCAAAAAUAUGUGAGAAAAAGAGCUGAAGUUGAGACCGUGAAAUUAGCGAAAGGAAAGCAGGAUGUAUAAGCAUGAAGUGUAAGCAACAACCAGUAAACACCGCAGUUCAACUAAACGACAGCAAAAAAGUUAAAAACAUGCAAAAAAAAAUAUAUAAAAAAUUUACAUAAAUUAUAUACACAUAUUAUAUAUGAAGCUGUAGUUAUGUGUGCAGGAGAGACAGUUGAAAAAUAUUAACUAUACAAAAAGUGUUGAAAAUGAAAUUGAGAUUUACCACUAGUCACACAAAAAAUUAAAAAAAACAAAAACAAAAAUAUUUUUCAUUGAAGAAAAUUAGUAAAAAUUAUAAGUUGUGCAAAAUUAAAUUUAGUUUUGUAGUAUUUAUUGAAAUUCGAAAAUUUGUUAGCAAAAAAUGUAAGAGAAAAAUACGAAAAACGGAGCAGAGAACGGCAUAUGGCAAAAGGGAGUAGGGAAAGCGUGAAAUUGUCUGCACAACGCAAUGCUUUCUAGCAAUAUUUUUUUGUGUGUUCAAGCGAGCCGAAAGUAGUUGAGCGUGAGCGCGAGAUAACAGCAGCAGCAAGUGCAAAAGCUUCGCCAUAAAUAGUGAGCGGCCAAAAGGGUUAAAAGAGCGCAGAAAAUAAACCAGCGUGAGCAAUGAAAGAGCACAGCGACGCUGUUAAUUGGUAUGAAGCAAAAGCUUUGCAUGGCAACACCCAAUCAACACUGGCACAAAUAGUUUAACACAAAAAUCAACCCUGAAAAUAUUCAAAAGAAAAAUGGAAAUUCUCAAAACCUAAAGAAAGGGACAUAAAAAUAAUAUGAAAAUAAAAAUAAAGCAACAAAUAAUUCUCAAACUCAUCGUAUAACUACUUAUGCAUAUAUAUAAAUAUAUAUUUAUUACUUAUUAUUAACUAUUAUAAUUAAAUAACUUAAAAUUAUUAUGUGGAAAAUAUUUAAGCAAAAUUUAUUUAAACAAAAUACUUAGUCACACUUGUAAACCCACUUUUUAAACUAAUUACUUAAUUGUACUUAAUUAAAUUGUAUUUGUAUUUGUAUUUGUCUAUCAUAUUAUAUAUAUACAUAAACACACAUAUAUAUAUAUAUAUAAAUUUAUGAAUUUUCGUAAUUAAUUAAUUUAUUAAUUUCGUAGUUUCAAAACAAAAACAAAAAAAUGCUGAGAAAAAAUACUUAAAAAUCUAAUUAUUAUAAAUUCAUAUAUUAAUUAUUGCAUGAAACAUAAAUAAUGAGCGAAAAAAUAAAAUAAAACAUAAUAAACAGACAUACACACACACAAAGUAAAGCAACCGAUACGCAUAUUUUACAGCAUAAAAUAUUUAUAUAAUAACAGUAUCAAAACAAAAACAAAAAACCAAACAAAUAAAAAUAUACAUACAAUACAUAAAUAAAAUAAAAUACAAAAAAAAACAAGCUAUUUGCUAUUAUUAAAUUAAUUAUUAUUAUUAUUAUAAAUUUAUUAAUUGAUAUUGCCAUGAAAUUAACUAAAUAAAUGUGUGAAUUAUUUGAAAUUUUAAAACCGAGUGCAAAUUACAUCUAGAUGGCAACCACGCGCCACGUGCGCAACACUGAUUGGCUAUAGCAAUUGUGGAGUGUGAGCGAUUAGCAUAGCGGAUAGAGGAGGGAAGCAGCAAGAGUGUGGCGAGAGUGAGAGGCAGAACGAAAGCGAGAGUGAGAGAAACAGAACGCAAGGUGGUAGAAGGAAAAAGAUAGAAAGAGAGAGGAGAAGAAAAGCAGAAGUGGUGAGCGAAAAGAGCGAGAGAACGAGAGAGAGCUACAGUGUUGGCAGGAGUUAAAGUGCAAAGGAGAGAAGAAGAAAGAAGUUGUAGUGAAAGUAAAAGAGAGGAACAUGAGGCGUUAGAAUGCAACAGAAAUAAACAGAAAGCGCAGCAGUUUGAUCGUGAUAAAAAGCAAUGAGAGCAGAGCUUUGCUUAAAUAAAUAUAACAGCUGCACAAUAUAGACGCUGAGAGUGCUGAUUGAGAGUUUGGAAAGCUGGUGCAGUGGCAUGUAAAAGCUAGUAAUAGCAAGGCGGUGAUAGUGAAGCAAAUUGCACCUGAAGUGCACGCAGCAAUUGUUGUGGCGUGAAUAAAACAUUUUCAAGCGAGUGCGAGUGAUUUGAGUGCGAAGUGUACUGAAACAGGUAAGAGCAAAACAAUAUUGGCGAAAUCCGGGCAGUAAAAUCAGGAAAGCUGGAGAAUAUAUUUUGUGUAAUGAUUCAGUAAAGUUUCACACCCAGCAGCUGAACAAAACUGUACGCAGAACUCUACAAAAACGAUCAGCUGUUACGUUAGCAAAUGCAGAAUGCACCAAAGUGUUGCUGUUACUGGCAAAAGCUUUCGUGUUUCCGCCCAUUUGUCGCUUUUUGUUGAGAUCUGUCGCGUUUUUUGGCGCGCUUUCGUUCGCGCUUUCAUUGGCGCUUCUCUCUCUCUCUCUCUCUCUCGCCCUAAUGUGAGGCUGCGUGUUUUAGCUUAGAGAUCAUCUUUUGGGUUUAGUGCUGUUUGAGAGCUUUCAUUAUUUACACACUUUACUUCUCUCACUCUACACUAAAUAUGAAUCACAACUAUUUAUAGUUAAUCAAAUGCGAUCAAUGUUUUAAAAAAAUAACCAGCAAAUUUUUAUUAAAAUAAAAUAUUAAA